AGACAGGAGCUGCCUCUCAGCACAGCUACAAAACACUUUAAACCUGACCAGCUAAAUGGAUAAAGCUAUCCUGCACAGCCUUUAACUGGGGGGUUACACGGCACGGGAGGCCUGCCUGCUUCGGGAGCUGGGCGCUGGAGAUGGAUUGCUGUAUCUGGGAAUGGCAGAAGGCAGCAGAAUGAGAGCUGCCAGGGAACUUUGUGUGGGGCUCUGGCGUGCACGCUGGAUGGCGGUGAUGCGAGUGGCAGCCGCGCUGUGACAUGAAGAUCCUGAUGGUUUAAGGAGCAGUUUUAAAAAGAAGAGAGAGGAAGAGAGGGGAAAAAAGCAAAAAAGGGGAAGAGAGAGCGAAGAAAACAGCUGGCGAGAGGAAGAGGAGGAGGUUUGUUGGUGACAAAAGGAUGGGUUUCCAUUUAAUUAAGCAGCUGCGGGGCAUGAGUGUGGUGUUAGUGCUACUUCCUGUGGUGCUAUUUGUUGUGCUUGCGGGGGCUCAGCGAGCUUGCCCCAAGAACUGCAGAUGCGAUGGCAAGAUUGUGUACUGCGAAUCUCACGCGUUCAGAGACAUCCCUCAGAAUAUUUCUGGAGGGUCUCAAGGCUUAUCGUUGCGGUACAACAGCAUUCAGAAGCUUAAAUCGAAUCAGUUUGCGGGCCUGAAUCAGCUCAUAUGGCUUUAUCUUGACCAUAAUUACAUCAACUCCGUGGAUGAGGAUGCGUUUCAGGGGAUCCGCAGGCUGAAGGAAUUAAUUCUGAGCUCCAACAAAAUUACCCAUCUGCACAACAAAACGUUUCACCCGGUCCCCAACCUCCGCAACCUGGACCUCUCGUACAACAAGUUGCAGGUGCUGCAGUCUGAGCAGUUUAAGGGCCUUCGUAAGCUCUUGAUCUUGCAUUUGCGCUCUAACUCGCUGAAGACUGUGCCGAUCCGAGUUUUCCAAGACUGCCGCAACCUCGAUUUUCUGGAUUUGGGCUACAACCGCCUGCGGAGCUUAUCCCGUAAUGCCUUCGCUGGCCUUUUGAAGUUGACGGAGCUCCACUUGGAGCACAACCAGUUUUCUAAGAUCAAUUUUGCCCACUUCCCACGCCUCUUCAACCUUCGCUCGAUUUACUUGCAGUGGAAUAGGAUCCGAUCUAUCAGCCAAGGGUUAACGUGGACUUGGAGUUCCUUGCACAACUUGGAUUUAUCAGGAAAUGACAUUACAGGGAUAGAGCCCGGGACGUUCCAGUGCCUCCCCAACCUGCAAAAGCUGAACCUGGAUUCCAACAAACUCACCAACAUCUCUCAGGAGACCAUCAAUACGUGGAUCUCACUCAUCUCCAUCACUCUAUCCGGAAAUAUGUGGGAAUGUACUCGAAGCAUUUGCCCUCUGUUUACUUGGCUUAAGAAUUUCAAGGGAAAUAAAGAAAGCACUAUGAUAUGUGCAGGCCCUAAACAAAUCCAGGGUGAAAAAGUGAGCGAUGCUGUGGAGACAUACAAUAUCUGUGCUGAAAUCCAGGUGGUGGUUACUGAAAGAUCCUAUCAGGCUCCCAGAACCCCCCAGAGACCUGUCUUUAUUCCUAAGCCUACCGUUUCCAAACUUGAAAGCAAUCAGCCAACAUCUGUUGUGCCAAGCCCUUCCACUGACCUCCCAACGCCUGCAGUGGAACCCGAAUACGAGCAUGUUUCCUUUCACAAAAUCAUUGCUGGGAGCGUGGCCCUCUUUCUUUCUGUGGCCAUGAUUUUGUUGGUUAUCUACGUGUCGUGGAAGCGCUAUCCAGCCAGCAUGAAGCAGCUCCAGCAGCACUCGCUCAUGAAGAGGCGCAGGAAAAAGGCCAGGGAGUCUGAAAGGCAAAUGAACUCCCCUUUACAGGAGUAUUACGUGGACUACAAGCCAACAAACUCUGAGACCAUGGAUGUAUCCGUUAAUGGAUCUGGGCCCUGCACGUAUACCAUCUCUGGCUCCAGGGAAUGUGAGGUCCCUCACCACAUGAAGACUUUACCCUACUACAGCUACGACCAACCAGUGAUCAGCUACUGCCAAGCCCACAAGCCCCUCCACGUCAACAAGGGCUACGACAGCAUGGCCCGGGAGCAGCCAGAGCCCACCAACCUGGAACUCAGUCGGGACCACAGCUUCAUAGCCACGAUCGCACGCUCGGCGGCUCCGGCCAUCUACAUUGAGAGAAUACCAAACUAGGGCCGGAGGCAGCGGGGAGCUCUUCCAAAGGACCUUUCAGCUCAGAAGAGAGCAGGGCCAAGAGCUAAAAUCCACCAUUCCACUUCGAGGUGUUCCAACACAGACCACGGGAAGGGGAUAACGCAGACCCCGCAGACUGGAGAUGCUGUCUUGCAGUACACACUGAGAACUUCAGGAUUUUCUUUGCUUUAAACUUUCAAACAAAUUCCUCAAUGUAAAUAUUAAAGAGAGAUUGUCAAGUUCUUAUUAAAAAAAAAAAAUAGAUUUCACUCUAGCUACAUAAAGGGAUGGAUUAAGAGUUUUGUUUGUAUAUUUGAUUUUUCUACAUUGCACGGUUCCAGGGAAGGAGAACCACAGUGGUCGAGCGCUAAUAUUGCAACCUUCAGACAUGGGCAUUACAGCUUAUGUUGAACCAAAAGGACAUUGGCAAUUGAUGCAGCAGAAACAAAGAAACUUGGAUGCAUGUACAUUUAAGAGACAGGCUGUACACUAUGGAGGGUGCUUUUGAUUUUUACUAUCAUCAUUGUGCUUCAUUGUUGACACUAUAAUUACUUCUGGGGCUCUAAAAAAGGGGGAAAACAUACAAUGGUGUAUCGACUCUCAUAUUUACAGUCCAGCUGUGCUGUAAGCAAAAUUGAUGGACAUUUGGGAACCAAAAUGGAAAAGAUGUGCUUGACAUGGAUCAGAAGGAAAAUCUUUUAAAGCAAGAGUGUUUUGGUGAAACUCACUGGCUGACACAAUUUCUAAAACACAGGAGAAUGUGUAACAUUGGGGUUUUUUUGUUUUGGUUUGGUUUGGUUUUUUAUUUUAAAUUAAUUAUCCUGAUCAGUUAGUUUUUGUGUAGUUUUUAUCAAUAAAAUGACAACAAGAAAAAGUGGUGGAAAAAAAAAUAAACAUAUUAUUUUGUGGUUGGGACACCACAGCCAAGCUA
Gallus gallus (chicken) is the source of this 3102-nucleotide messenger RNA. RefSeq names its product leucine rich repeat transmembrane neuronal 4 (gene LRRTM4). Gene Ontology annotation, molecular function: protein binding. The record is from RefSeq and is a predicted model, not a curated record. Lineage: Eukaryota; Metazoa; Chordata; Aves; Galliformes; Phasianidae. Bases 399 to 2171 code for a protein of 590 amino acids. The transcript has 5 exons.